AUGAAUUUCGUAAAAUCAUCAUUAACCAAAGUAAGAGAUACAACUCAUCAAAUUGGUGCUAAAUUAGAUUCUUUUGAAAAUAAACCAAGUAAUGAUACUAAUAUUAUUACAGAUGCAUAUGCAAAGAAAAAUGAAGAUGAAGAUCUUAGUAAUAGAGCCACAGAAGUUGCUUCAAACAGUUUACCAACAAAUUCAAAUUUAAAUUCUUCAUCAUCAAAUGUUCAAAGAAAAAGAGAGGGUGAGGGAUUAUUAAAUCGUAUUGAAAAUACUUUUUCAAGAAAAAAUAAUAAUAAUAAUAACGAAGAAGAAGAAGAAGAAGAAAGAGUUGUACAAUCUGAUAGUGAUUCAAGAUUAUCAGAAAAAAAAGAUGGACUUUCAAAUAAAUUCCAAAAUUCAAUGAGAAUGAAUGAUAAUGAACCACAACAAGAAGAAGAUAAAGAAUCUGAUUCUCACAAUAAUGCAAGCAACUCAAUUAAAAGAAAUAAAGGUGGUUUAUUUGAUAGAGUAGAAAAUGAAGUUGAAUCAUUUGGAAGAAGAAAUGAAAAUGAAAAUGAAGAUGAACCAGAGGAACAAAACUCUUCUUUGUCAAAAAAAGGUGAAUUAUCAAAUAAAGCGGAAAAUGAAUUUUCAUCAUUAGGUAAAAGAAAUGAAAAUCAACAACAAGAUGAUGAUGAAGAAACCUCAAAUAAUAGAUCACAAUCAACUUCAAAUAAAAAUGAAGGAUUUUUAAAUAAAAUUGAAAAUAAAUUUUCUUCGAUUACUGGAAGAAAUAAGAAUAAUGAUAAUAAUAAUAAUGAUAAUGAAGAAACUGAAAAUAAAACUCAAAACACCCAUUCACAACAAAGUCCAACUACUAGAACAGAUCAAGGUUUUUUAAAUAAAAUCCAUAAUUAUAAUCAACAAGUUGAAACAAAUGCAUCAUCAGCUUUAAAUUUCAUUGAUGGUAAGUCAUCAUCGUCAAAUCCAACACCAACUUCAACACCAAAUAUUACAUCAUCAAAUGAAAAUUCAAAUUUAAAUAAUAGAUCUACAACUUCAUCAUCAACAUCAAAUGAAAGAGGUUCCUUUGGUGAUGUUGAAGAAAAAGUUGAUGGAUUUUUCAAAGGAAAUCAAUCAAAAUCACAUAACGAUCAAACAAAUCCUGAACCACACAGAAAAGAAGGUUUAUUAUCUAAAAUUGGAAAAUUCUAA
Molecule: messenger RNA, 1191 nt
Organism: Dictyostelium discoideum AX4
Lineage: Eukaryota; Evosea; Eumycetozoa; Dictyosteliales; Dictyosteliaceae
Exons: 1
Coding region: 1-1191 (396 amino acids)
Source: RefSeq, a predicted model, not a curated record